Staurois parvus is the source of this 670-nucleotide messenger RNA. The record is from the annotation of a GenBank genome assembly. Lineage: Eukaryota; Metazoa; Chordata; Amphibia; Anura; Ranidae.
GGGGGAGCAGUACUGGCAGAGAGGCUCCGGGCCGGCCCGGGAUGUGGACCCCAUGGACAGGUUUAUGUGUCCCAUUUGUCUGGAGCUCUUCGAGGAUCCUGUGAGGGUGGCGUGUGGUCACAUAUUCUGUAUGAUGUGCUUCGAGCAGUGCAUGACGCAGAGGAGUCCCACAUGUGCAGUGUGCCGCAGCAGACUCUCUCCUGGCCUGAAGGCGUCUGAUUUGGAGAAGCAGAUGAGGGAAACGAACACCUCUUGUAAAGGAUGUCAUUCAAAGAUGCCCCUCUGCAACAUGCGGGCCCAUGCCUUAGACUGCUCCCAGUACCAGACCUACGUGAUGGAGGGUAUCAAGUCCGUGACUAAGGACAAGUCUCCACACGCCAAAGAUAUCCCAAACCGAUUCACCUUCAUCUGCCCUUAUUGCCAGGAACAGAACCUGGACCAGGAAGGACUAGUGGAUCAUUGUAGGAAGUAUCAUCAUAGUGACCCCACAGCUGUGGUUUGCCCUAUAUGUGCCUCCAUGCCCUGGGGGGACCCUGGCUACAGAAGUGCCAACUUCAUGGAGCAUAUCCACCGCCGCCACAGAUUCUCAUAUGAUACUUUUGUUGAUUAUGAUGUGGAUGAGGAUGCUAUGAUGCGAGAAGCACUGGUGCGAUCAUUAAUGGAUAACUGA